Messenger RNA from Amphibalanus amphitrite, 5585 nucleotides. RefSeq lists its product as uncharacterized. The record is from RefSeq and is a predicted model, not a curated record. Lineage: Eukaryota; Metazoa; Arthropoda; Thecostraca; Balanomorpha; Balanidae. Bases 96 to 4817 code for a protein of 1573 amino acids. Gene Ontology annotation, molecular function: metal ion binding. The transcript is spliced from 3 exons.
GCAAUACAAAGUAUUGUUUGCCACUGUUGGGCAUCUCAUCUAUUCCAAUCUGGUAAUCAAUAUAUUCUGAUGAAGUGAACGUUUGAAAAUACACCAUGAGGGCGUGCUCCGAGUCCGAGGACGAGGGCGGCGCCGGCCCGGCCCGGCGGUCCCACUCCAUGACGCCGGCCAGCCGCCGUUCUCUGUCGACGGCUCUCUCAUCGCUCAGCAUCUCUACAUCGGACCUCAGUGGCGGCGGUCGGCCGGCGCGCGCCGCGCCCGCGCUCUGCACGCGGCACCGGCCACCGGACGUGUGCCGCCGCCACUCCUGUGACGCCCUUCACAUCUGUCGGCUGUACGUGGACGGGUUCUGCCCGCACGGCGACGCUGCCUGCCGCUGGGGUCAUAUGGUGCUCUCAGCUUGCAACGAGGCGGCGCUGGCAACACACCAGCUGCAGGCGCUGCCCGAGCGCGAGCUGCUCUGGCUGGUGCGCGCCCUGAUGCGCCAGACGGCUCCAGUCACUGCCGAGGAGUACCGCAGCCAGCUGGUCGUCUGCCCAGAGUACGCCGCCGACGCGCGCUGUCGGCGAUCCGACUGUUUCCGGCUGCACCUGUGUCCGCGGCUGGCGGCUGGCGAGUGCGGCGCCGGCGAAUCCUGCCGCUGGAGCCACCGACUCACCGACCCGGACAACGUCAUGGUGCUGCUGCGGCUGCGCUGCUCCGAGCUCAGCGAGCCGGAGGUGCUCGCCCGGCUGGCGCAGAACCGAGUCGACAGCGACUCCUCGGACAGCGCCGGGUCGGAGCGUGGCCCGACCGACACCGACUCGGAGAGGGAGAGUGUCUACACGGACUGCGAGCCCACGCCGCCCGGCCGCGGUGCGGGCGCUGUGGGCGGGAACGGAGCGACUGGCAGCGUCUCACAUGGUCAGCGGACUGGUGCUGGCAGGGAUCAGGUCAACAUGGAUAGAAGUAGCUCUGUCAGCAGCGCUCAGCAGCCUUCCGAGCGAGACUCCGACUCGUCUGACCAGGUAAAGGCCCCGGCUCCGGCUCCAUCGGCCCGUCCCGGCGCAGAGUCCGCUGGUGUAAAGGCUUCGAGUCCUACUGGAUCGUCUGGCAAGGAACUAUCUAAAGAGGAGAUGAUUGGCAUCGCAAAGACGUUGGAUGUAUGCCACUAUUAUGGCUUCCCGUCCAAAUGUCUGGACAAGCAAUGUGGCAAACUGCAUUUGUGCCGCUUCUAUGUCGCCGAUAUAUGUCCGUAUGCCAUCAUGUGGUGCUUAAGGAGUCAUCAUGUGUCGGACAAGCAUAACAAGGGCGUGCUUGAGCACCAUCGGCUGACCAAACUUCCACAGGCCGAGCUGGUGAAGGCCUUGCGAGCUGGCUACCUCGCCCGCAACCCGGUCACCACACUGGAGCGACGCUUUCUGCUGCAGCUGUGUCGCCCGUACCAGCGCGGCCAGUGCAAGUUUGGAGAGUGGAAGUGCACUCGUUUGCACAUUUGUGAUGGCUAUAUGCAUGCCAAGUGCGUGAGCAGCUCUGUGUGUGGCAUGUCCCACAACCUGAACAGCCAGCACAACGCGAAUGUGGUGCGCAAUAUUGGACUGCACUCCAUGACUGCUAGGACCAUGAUGGAGAUCCUGAAUAACCCGGUCCCGGCUAAGGCAAUGUGGGAGAGCUCGGCGCCUAAGCGCAAUCGCAAUGCCUCUUCAGGGACCGCUAGCGGCGGCUCUCAACCUGCCGCCGGUGGCGGGCAGGCCUCAGCCUCGGAUCAGACAACUGCCGUCUCCCCGCCGUCUGGGCCUGGGGCGUCUGCUACUGGUGCGGCGCAGACCAGUGGGGCGUCCGGCAGCGCCCGUCCCCCGGGUCAGAGUGCGGGCGCCGUGGGAUCGCCGAGAGCUGCGCCCGCAGUGUCCUCCUCUGGCAGCGGUGAGGUGCAGGGGAGGGAGGCGGCCACGCCCACCGGCGGCUCACUGCCGGUCGAGACCGCGCGACUGGCGACUGAGGCCACCGGUGGGACUGGACCCCGCUCCGCCACUGGUACCGGGUCAGCGCGCGGCUCGGACGCAGCGGAUGGCGCCACUCGGUCCGGAGGCUCGGCCCAGGUGACAGGGAACGCGAGCGUGCAAGUAAAGCAUGUCGAGCGAGGUGUGGACCAGGUAGCAGCUCAGGGUAAGCAGACUGACAAGACACAGAAGGCAGCUGAAGGUAGAGAUGCAGCUAUGAAGUCUACUGGCUCUGACCAGCAGAAUCCGAGCAAUUCUGCGCCGUCAAAAACCGAGGAUAACUCGGUCUCUACGAAUGCCAAGGUCAGACCACCUGUAAAUGGCCAACACACUAACUCAAAUGGUGCCACCAAGUCAGAGAUCUUGAACAAAUCGGCGCCCAGCAAUCCCAAGCCUAAAGAACCGAACAAGAGCCUGACAAAGGAGGACAUGGCACGUCUCGCCGUAAAUCUGGACGUUUGUCGGGACUAUUUCUUUCCGAACACAUGCAAGACAAAGGACUGCGAUAAGCUCCAUCUCUGUCGCUUCUUCAUCGCCUCCAAGUGCACAUAUGCCAUACACAAGUGUCUGCGAUCUCACCACUUGUGGAGCGACCCGCACAACACGCGGGUGCUGCGCGAGAACCGGCUGCACGGUCUGUCCGAGCAGGACGUGUUCCGGGCGCUGCGCGACGGCUACCUGGCGCAGAACCCGGUCACAGACGCGGAGCGCCGCUUCCUGCUACAGAUGUGUCGGCCUUACCAGCGCGGCAACUGUAGCCGGCCUGAGGUCUGCACUCGGAUCCACAUCUGCGACGGCUACGUCUACGACAAGUGCGAGAGCCGCACUAUAUGCCACCGGUCCCAUGACCUGAAAAGCGGGCACAACCGCAACGUGGUGCGCGGCCUCAUGCUGGAGUCGAUGACUGCCGCGGACGUCAAGGCGACCCUAGCGAAGCCUGUCACGGCCAAGGAGAUGUGGGAAAGCUCUGCGCCCAAAGGACAGCGCGCCACGUCGGUUGCGGAGCGGGCUCAGGUGGCUGGGAACGGGAGACAGGCUGCGGCGGCUGCCCCUGACAGACCGCCGGCCUCCGGCGCCCGCGGGCAGAAUCCAUCCAAGCAGAUCCGCGGCCAGGCAGUCCCGGUGACCAGCGCCUUUCAGCGGGAAAAGUCCGCGGUAAAGCCCAAGCAGGCUGUCAUCACAGAGUCCGAGGACUCUGACUCGGACGAGUCGAUCGAGCUGCCUGACGACGGUGCGACGCUGUGCGCGGAGCACGUCUCCAGCGGCCGCUGUCAGCGCGACGACUGUGACGGCUUCCACAUCUGCGGCUUCUACCUGGCGAACCUGUGCCGCCGGCCGGACAACAAGUGCCCUAUGGGCCACUCGUUCGGCUCGCCGCACAACGUGCGCAUGAUGGAGACUUACGGUCUGCUGGGCGGCUCGCCGGAGCACUUCCAGGAGCUGCUGGAUCAGAUGACGCUGCGCGCGCGCAUCACCUUCUCCAACGAGGCCGAGGAGAGGGUGCUAGUGUGCUUCCCGUACAGCUCGACGGCCGGCUGCACCUGUGACGUGUGCGGAGAUGACGACAAUGCCUGCUGCGGCCGCUUCCACCUGUGCAGCCGCUUUCUGUCGGGAUCGUGCACCAGGGCCGACUGUGAACGCAGUCACAGUCUGCGGGAUGAGCACAACGUGCGCGUGCGACAGCUCAUGGGGCUGGCGACGGCGCCGGGAGGCCGUCCACGACACGCCUGGGCCACCGACCGCGAUAUUGUGGAAAUGCUUAGAGCCAAACUGGGAGUAAAACCGGGUGUGUAUGACGCUCCUGAGGAGGUGCCGAUGCCCGAACCGCGGGGACAGACGACCACUGACGAUGCCCAGUCUGAGGAGGAGGAAUCUUGUUCUGAUGAGGCACCUCCAGAAGAUGAUAAACCGAUGGGGAGUGAGCACGGUUCUGCCGGUGCAAGCACUGAAACAAUUGAAGAAAGAAAGCCUGAUAACGGUACAAAGCUUGCCACGGAUGUGACUGAACCUGACGCUGAAGUAGCCAAAUCUGACAUGGAUGUGGAUAAACCUGACUCUGAUGUGGCAAAACCAGACACGGAUGUGGCCAAACCUGACUCUGAUGUGGCCAAACCUGACUCUGAUGUGGCGGCCAAACCUGUCACUGAAGUGGCCAAACCUGACACUGAAGUGGCCAAACAUGACGUUGAUGUCGCCAAACCUGUUACUGAAGUGGCCAAAGCUGACACGGGAGCGGUCAAACCUGACACUGAAGUGACCAAACCUGGCACGAAUAUGGCCAAACCUGACACCGACCUGCAGGCCCCUCCGAGCGGCGGCUCCGAGCCCCCCGUGUCGCCGCCGGCCGUGUGCCGCAGUCUGGGCGUCGGCCGGCGCUGUACGGACGCCGCCUGCCCCGCCGUCCACGUGUGUCCGCACUUCCUGGCGGGCGCGUGCCGCCGGCAGCGCUGCCCGCUCGGCCACCGGCUGGACACCGAGCCGAACCGGCGCGCACUGCGGCUGACCGGCCGCGAGGUCACCCAGCACAACCAUAAUGCGCUGCUCAAGGAGCUGUACAAGGCGGCAGGAAACGUCCUGAGGUACCAGCUGUACGACCGGCUGCGGAUCUGUAUCGCCCACAACCACGUGCAGGGCUGUCAGUCUCGGAUGUGCCCCUACAUCCACAUCUGUCAGCGUUUUGCCGGCGGCACGUGCCAGGAGACGACCUGUCGGAAGGGUCACUCGACACGCACAGAAGCUAACAUAAGGAAGCUGCGCUCGUUGAAGCUGGAUACGGUAGCGGAGGAAGAGCUGCUGGAGAUGCUGCGCGCUAUCCACGGGAUCCGUUCCACAUACUAAUGGAGCGACUGCCCGAAGUUAAGCCGGUACUGCCGUGCAAUGAUAGUCCAGGCGGGGACCGAAGAGGAAACGUUUGUGUUCGUUAUCGGUGUUAGCAGCUGAUGUUGCUGCUGUAAGGCUGUUUGACGCAGCUGCCGCCUAAUGGCCAGGACGUACUUACAAGUGUAAUCAAGAACGUCCUAUGAAACAUGUACGUAACGAUCUGGAUCAGUACUUAUGUUGACGAUUGUCGCGACAAAGCAAUGCUCAUUGGAAAUUGGUGCUCGUAAAGUGCCAAAAAGCUUCCAUCUCGCUGAUUCGUCUUUACGUGAAUAAUUUAGGUACAUAUCUGGAACAAUCUGGGUUUAGUAGAAUACCUAUAUUGCGUGAUAGUUCGCGCGCAGGGAUCGUUGUCUUUUGUAGUGUUCAGUUACGUUGAUUUCUACUUGUACUGUGGCGGGAACUCACAAGAAAUAGGGUUACAAACUAAUGGCGAAUUACAUUCCUACGUUCGUUUCUAUCCGCCCCGUGCUCUAAGGCUGCCUGGUGACACAUUCCGAAAAAGUAUUGAUUCUGUAACCAUGACAUUGUUCGGUUCGUUUUACGGUCGCGUGCGGUGCAUUCAGCGACGUUCGGCGCUGUCGGGUGAGCGCGGUACUGGUUCCUGGGCCGACAGCCCCGUUCGGGGCGGGCUAGUGAUAGGUGCGCUGUGAGGGACCGCGGAUUGAGCGGAGUUGUCGACCGGGGCGGAUCGUGCUGUUAAUUCAGAUACACCUUUUUUGCAAUUAA